Megalobrama amblycephala (Wuchang bream) is the source of this 2304-nucleotide messenger RNA. It is a transcript of the gene cltb, whose product is annotated as clathrin, light chain B. Gene Ontology annotation, cellular component: clathrin coat of trans-Golgi network vesicle; clathrin coat of coated pit; plasma membrane. Gene Ontology annotation, biological process: clathrin coat assembly; intracellular protein transport; clathrin-dependent endocytosis. Lineage: Eukaryota; Metazoa; Chordata; Actinopteri; Cypriniformes; Xenocyprididae. The coding region runs from base 239 to 835 and encodes 198 amino acids. The transcript is spliced from 7 exons. Gene Ontology annotation, molecular function: clathrin heavy chain binding; structural molecule activity. The record is from RefSeq and is a predicted model, not a curated record.
UUCUGUAGGGUUGAAGCCUGCAUUACAUACUCUCUCCAGUAGAUGGAGACAUAACACCACAAAUCAACUGUGUUCAAUAUUGUUACUGACAUUUUCACAACACUCCCAGCAAGAGCUGCGCGUCAUUCAACUCAUAGCCAACCUGCUGCCAUUAAAAACACUACCAACUCGCUUAAAGAACAAAACAGCUGGAGGGUUUUAGGUCAGCUUUACGGAAACCGGUGUUACUUUGUUAAACAUGGCUGACGACUUUGGGUUUUCCGCCUCCGACAACGGAGUUCAUGUAGAAGAAGACCCGGCCGCGGCGUUUCUGGCCCAGCAGGAGAAUGAGAUCGCCGUGAUCGAGAACGACAGCGCCGGGUUCGGCGCGCUGGAGGACGGUGGACCUCCGCCCGCAGACACGUACACGUUCAUCGGAGGUGAUUUUGGAGGAGCACCAGCUACUGCUGUAAACGGAGAUAUGUUUCAGAAUCAGAAGGCUCGGCUGGAGGAAUUAGAUUCUGCCUCUAAAGCAGCUGAGACUGUGUGGAGGGAGAAGGCCCGGAAAGAACUAGAGGACUGGCAUGUACACCAGAAUGAACAGAUGGAGAAAAAUAAAGCCAACAACAGGAUCGCUGAUAAGGCUUUCUACAAACAGCCCAACUCUGAUGCCAUAGGCUUUGUAGUAUCAGAGGAGGCCUUUCUCAAGGAGUGUGAUGAUGACAGUCCUGGAACAGAAUGGGAGAAAGUGGCCCGUCUAUGCGACUUUAACCCCAAGACCAGCCGUCAGACUAAAGACGUGUCUCGGAUGCGCUCCGUUCUUAUUUCUCUAAAACAGACGCCUCUGGUUCGCUAACGUAACUCCCUCUUAUAUUUUCUAGGCUUUCUUUCUUGUUCCCUCUUGCACUUUAUUUUAGUGAGGCUGAACACUUUAACAGAUUUAAGUUUUUAUGUUUUAAUGGGGUCAUUGAAUGUGUACACUUUACUGUAUUUAAACUUCCUAUUUAUGUAUCCUGGAUUUUGGCUAUUCCGUAAGUUAAAGAACAAAUUGCAAGUGUGCCUCGAACAUUUGAAAACAGAUCAAAAGAGUUAAUGGUUUUUCCCUUAAACCCAAUGUCCAUGAAAGGCAGCAGUUCUAUUUAAAUGCCAAAAGUAUUUUGGUGUAGCUUACAAGUUAUUUUGUGAUUCUUGUGACAUUUGCAGUGCCUACAAACCAUUAGACAGCAUUAAUUUACUGGAACCAUAAGUGUCUUUGUUGUCUGUUAUAAAGAAAAUGGAAGUAUUUGGUUACAUUCUAUACUUGGAUACAGUUUAGUUACCAUCUCUCACCCUAUGUAGUAUUUUUUUUUAACCAAUUAUUUGUCUUCAUAAGUUGAACACUGCAUUGUAAUCAGUAUCUGGGUUUGGCAUUAUCUGCUUUUUUGUAUUUCUGUUCACUGCCAAGAGGGACGUUUGAUUUCUGAGCUUGCUAAGGUUAUUGUUGUAUGAUGAUUUACACAUUAUUACUUUUCAAUAUUCAAAGUUUUUAAUUUCACAGGCACGUUGCUUAUAACAGCUUCUUUAUUACUUAAAAUAGCAGAAAUCUUUUAUAAAUUAAGAACCGUUACUCAGAUUUAACCUGCUAACGUACCACUCCAAAUCAAUCCUUCAUUGCACAUGCGCUGUCCGUGCUCAUAUAGCGGUUAAUAUUUUAUGCCGUUACUGCAUACAUAUGCGACUAAUAAUACAGAGUUUGAACCGUGUGCUUUGUCAAGUGUACAGUUCCUGAUUCUCAGUCUACAACAGCAAUGAAUCCUGUGCCUAAACCUUUUCUCACUGUGAGACUUGCUGUCUAUCUGUAAGGCCUUCAUCAGUCUAGCUUCCAAAAGCGCUAGAAAUGAAAUGUAGCACAGUGAAAUAAUGCAGGUAGUUGUACUUUUACAUAAAAUGCUGGAUGUUUAACAAUACUGCUUUUUAUAGUGCAGAAGUUUACUUGUCUGACUUAAUGGCAUGUGUAUAACUGUUACAGAUUGUUUGUACAAGUUAGGAGGCCUUGUUUCCAUUGAAAUUGAAUUUUUAUUAAAAGUUUAACAGUAGUUAAUAGCCAAAAAAAAAACAUCUAUGUUUUUUGACUAUGUAAUCCAACAGUUUAAUUGAAGCAAUCUGAUGAAAAAUAAUUUGUAAUUUAAAACUGGUUCAAUUUCUCUACAAUUUUUCCCCCCUUUUAUAAAUCUCUUAGCCCUCAAUUUGACUACAAAUAAAUGUGUGUGCAUCAAUGCAGACCAUGCAAUAAUUGUGUAUUCAAUAAAUAAAUAAAAUUAAUUCAAUAAAAAACUUCCAAAUUCA